AUGCUUGACAUUCCACCUGACAAAUUCCAGACUCAGUGCUUAAAUGCUGCAAGCUACAUCGCAUCAACGUACUGUAGUGAAUAUUCGUAUGCAUUGGAAGAGGGACUGCUACUAGCAAAGACAGAAUUGAAAAGGCGUAACAUCGCUGUACCAGCUGGUGAUGCUAUCAAUCAAGAAGAGAUUGAUAUCAUACUCCAGUCUGUACGGUCCAAGACUGGCAAUGCGAUCAACUUGUUUCAAAACGACCAAUUGCAAGUCCGCGUAGCCAAUCAUUUUCUCCAACAAGGCGAGGUACGGACGUUUAAGUUCUGUCCAGAGCUUACCCUGGAAUCCGCUUGCCUUGAUCGCCGAUACCAUAUUGUUGCGAGAAAGGUCAUUGAAUGCGUCUUCGAUGAAUAUCAAGCGGUCAUUGAAGGCGCAAAAUUAGAAGCCUUGAGAACGAUGUAUGCAGGUCGGGACCGGUCAAUUGAAAACACAGUCAAGCUUCUGACAUCAACGAUCCAUGAUAGAUGUAAAAGCUUUCGCCUGCACUUGUUCGAAGUAGAAGGCAAAGUCGAACGAUUCUUAGCUACAAGACCACUCGAUCCACAGGACGUAGAAAGUCAAGAUGUACGACGUCCUAUCGUAUCGAACUCUUUGUUCCAACAUGGCAAUUCCAGAAUAAUUCCUGAAAAAAGGAAUCAGCUAGAUGACUCAGCCAUACAAAUUUCAAAGAAAAUUCGAUAUCAGGAGAUGCAUGAUCAAGACCAUGAUGAAUCUUCAGAUGAUGGUUUCGAAUUACUGGAGGUCAAUAAAGCUAUAAGCUCAAUUAGUCAAUCAGCCAAUACUACGUCCGCUGCUGUUCACCCACUUCUAAAAGCCAGUACUGCUACUCCAAGUUGUUCGAGCACAGCACAAGCAAUACCUCUACCUGACACCACUGCUUUAAAGCCAGCGUUAGAGCUGUUUAGAUCGCUGCUUUCACAAAGCAGCGUCAAUCCAAAAGAGAAAGCGCAACCUUCUUUGCAGAAUCCCGCGACUUCGAGCAGCUCGUCGGUGAAGGAAUCUCAGAAAGUGCAACCUGCAUCGAAACAUACCAUUCCCGCAAGUACCUCACCAUCAAGCGUGACAGGAUUUCAGCAAUUGCAACUUACAUCGAAACAAACCAUUCCCGCAAGUACCUCACCAUCAAGCGUGACAGGAUCUCAGCUAUUGCAACUUGCAUCAAAGACAAGCAUUCCACCAAUUACCGCAUCAACAAGCGUAACAAAAUUCGGAAUUGACGAAAUCCUUGAAAAAGGUGUCGAUUUGACGAUGAAGAUGAGCCAAGAUGCAAGAGAAGGAAUAGUUGUGAUAUUGGCAUGCUUUGGAUGUGCAGGUCUGGUGCGGUUGUUGAAACAAGGAAUGUCUUCAGACGCUACGCAGCUUAUUGUAGCGAUGAUAAAUGGGGAGGACAUCAGUGCUCAGAGCAUCAAAGAUAUCCACAAUAAAGGCAUACCAAAAGACAAGCUUUCUGCCAGAAUGUUUUUCUUUGCUAGUCAUUCCAAUACUGGACAAACUACAAAGACUAUCUCAGCGCAAGAGACAUAUAAGACUUAUUUGACUCUUUCAAGUCUACCCCGAUACCAAUCUUUCUGGAAGCUGAAGUAUAGGGGCGUGGCUUAUACCAAAGCAGUAUCUGACUUCCUUAAAAUGGACGAAAAUCAAAAUUGCGAAAAGCUGUGCAUCCCAGUAUGGACGCUUAAUGAUGCUGUCGAACAAUCUAUCACGUCCACAGCUCUAGCGCUUCGAUGCCGACUAUUCAACGAUGAUAAACAUUUGGUUCGAGAGGUAGCACAUCUUUUACGUUGUGCACUGAUAGUGAUUUGUUGGACAAUACAAGAUAAAGAUUUAGAUCUGCGUCUGAGAAGUAUGUAUAAACAAGGCAAGCCUUUCACUGGAUUAGACGAUGUUUUUCCGCUUAGAAUAUUCUACACAAGUCCUGGAGGAAUCAGUACAGAAAGAGCAGAAGGAUCCACAAAUGAAGAUCAAAGGGAACCGACGGUAGAAAGCGCCAUCGACAAACCUUCUGGUUCAGUGCAAGUGCAAACCAAAGCUUCUAAAGAUUCAAAAGAUGAUUACGAGGAGAAUGUCAAAUUAUUGCUCGGGAGUGGAGUUAAGCGCAUACUGAUAGCCAAUGAACAAAUGCAAAGGGGCACUGCCCUUACUACGAAUCUUCAUUUGUCGGGACAAGCGAGCUUUCGAGUCUAUUUGGGUUCCGAAUGCCUUCAAGGUAAAAAUGUGAAGGAGUUCGAUUUGGUUUUAUUCAAACUGAUUGUUGGCUCGCAGUAUCAGUAUUCAACUGAACCAACACAAACAGGAGCAAAGUUAGUGAUGCACUCUCGCAACCAGGAGCACCACGUCCUGGUAGACCCAGCUGCAGCCAAAGUAAUUAAAGAUAUCCUCUUGGAUCGAGAGAAAGGAAGAUUUCAGUGA
Molecule: messenger RNA, 2454 nt
Organism: Meira miltonrushii
Lineage: Eukaryota; Fungi; Basidiomycota; Exobasidiomycetes; Exobasidiales; Brachybasidiaceae
Exons: 3
Coding region: 1-2454 (817 amino acids)
Source: RefSeq, a predicted model, not a curated record